CCCCCUUCGCCUGAAACUCGAUGAAACUUGCAAAUGCUUUCGGACUGUGGACGGAGCUCAGCCUUGCCUUGCAAACAGCGUUGAUACCUACGAUGAAGGAUGUAUGGAAGAAACCUGCGACUAUUUCACAUCUUUCGCGGACGUUCAUGGCCCACGUCUGGAUCGCGUUCGCAUCUCAAGUAGAUGCGAAUGCACGUACAGUGAAGCGGGAAUUAUUCUUGCCCAAUGCUACAGGGGUGGUCCUGGACAUCGGAGCCGGAUUGGGACAUGGCGUUCAAUACCUCGAUCACAGUAAAAUCACUAAAUACGUCGCUGUGGAGCCUAACAUCCGGAUGCAUCCAGAACUACGAAGAACAGCUGCCGCUGCAGGAUAUCUGGAAUCCAACGGCACUUUGGUCAUCUUAGGUUGUGGUGCGGAGGAAAUAAUGACUAUUCUAGAGUCAUUAGGCUCUACUAUGCAUGCUGUUGACACGAUCACUUCCGUCAUGUCCAUGUGCAGUAUUCCAUCAGCUGAGGAGGCAUUGCGCGGGCUCGUCCGCCACGUAUUGAAGCCAGGAGGGCAGCUGCUCUUCUAUGAACACGUCUUGAGCCCCCGGAAAGAUGUCGCUUGGUGGCAGCGUUUUUGGGCUCCGAUGUGGCAAAUUUUUUACGACGGAUGUCGCUUGGACUGUCCAACUGAUAUUUGGAUUGGUAAUAUCAUGGAUUCGGAUGAUAAUGGGGAAACAGUCAACAUUUGGAGCGAACGGAAGUUGUGGGGGGUACCUGGAGAAACAGAGGAAACGGUAUUUCAUCACGUCCUUGGAAAAUUCGUGAAGCGGGAAGGUAGAAUGAUAAGUUAGAUUGAAAGACCUUUCAAUUUCUUACCGCACGUCACGGUGUUCGUAUAUGUUAUUUCUCAAACCUCCUAUUUUUUGUUGUUGAAGCUGCGCCACAAUCGGCAGUAACGGUCCGAGAGGCUAUUUUUCUUUCGGCAUUUUACAAAAUCUUUGCUCCCA
Messenger RNA from Lentinula edodes (shiitake mushroom), 995 nucleotides. RefSeq lists its product as uncharacterized. The coding region runs from base 21 to 839 and encodes 272 amino acids. The record is from RefSeq and is a predicted model, not a curated record. NCBI's taxonomy places the organism in Eukaryota, Fungi, Basidiomycota, Agaricomycetes, Agaricales, Omphalotaceae. The transcript has 2 exons.